AUGAAUUCAUCUGCUGAUUUCGGUCUUUUCAAGGAUUCAAGAGAAAUAUUGCAGUAUUUAUCAAAAUAUGAAGAUCUUGAACCGGUUCGAAAACUUCUCAAGAUUUAUGAUGAAACAAAGACAAGGGCCGAUGAGCGGCGCAAAGAAGCGCAAUUUCCAUUAAUUGUGCUGGAAGGAUUGGAUGGAGCAGGCAAAACAGCAAUGUCGAAAAAAUUAUCGAAGAAGUUAGAAGGGGCAAGAUACGUAACACCACCAGAAUCUACCAACUUACUAAGAGAUUAUUUUAAUGACAAUUCCGAACUGAGAACUGCCUACUACUCCUUGGGAAACUACAUAGCUGCUAUGGAAGUAUCCUGCACUUUGCAAGAAAAACCUGUGGUAAUGGACAGGUUUUGGCAUUCAACUACGGCCUAUGCAAUAGCUCAGAAAAUAGCCGAUCAUCCUGAACGUUACAAACUGCCUGAUGCUACCGAUGAGAUUUAUCAAUGGCCUGUCGAUCUUUUAAAGCCUCAAAAAGUGAUUCUUCUGACUGUGAGCGAAGAGAUACGAUUAGAGCGACAUUCCAGAAGAAGUGCAGAUUUGGUGACUGAACAGGAACAUUUGCUGAAAGCUAAUGCAAAGUUCCGAGAGGACAUUCUGCAGGCAUUCAAGAACAUGCGGAAUCCAAAUGUGGCCAUAGUCGAUAGCAAUGGAUCAUUUGGGAAAACCUUCUACAUGUUAUUGGACACCGCUAAGCCUUUACUUCGUAAGUAA
Messenger RNA from Dendroctonus ponderosae (mountain pine beetle), 753 nucleotides. RefSeq names its product UMP-CMP kinase 2, mitochondrial. The coding region runs from base 1 to 753 and encodes 250 amino acids. Gene Ontology annotation, cellular component: mitochondrion; cytoplasm. The transcript has 5 exons. Gene Ontology annotation, molecular function: dTMP kinase activity. Gene Ontology annotation, biological process: dTDP biosynthetic process; dTTP biosynthetic process; dUDP biosynthetic process. The record is from RefSeq and is a predicted model, not a curated record. NCBI's taxonomy places the organism in Eukaryota, Metazoa, Arthropoda, Insecta, Coleoptera, Curculionidae.